Messenger RNA from Salvia hispanica, 351 nucleotides. The record is from RefSeq and is a predicted model, not a curated record. NCBI's taxonomy places the organism in Eukaryota, Viridiplantae, Streptophyta, Magnoliopsida, Lamiales, Lamiaceae.
AUGUUAGGACGGUGGAUAUUGCUUGACAUGAUCUUAUUGUCAGUGUUUGAUUACUGCAAAAGUUUCUUCCAACAUGAACAAUAUGUUAGUGUUGAAUGGGUCAAUUUUAAGGAUUGCAAAGAUUAUAUUUUGAUUGCUCAGGGUUGCAUGGAUCUAGAUUACGCGCUAAGGAUUGAGCAACCUACUUCUCCUACGGACUAUAGUGCUUCUUAUCAAAGGAGAAACUAUGAGAAGUGGGAAUACUCGAAUCGUGUAAGUCUACUGAUCAUUAGGUGUAGCAUCCCAGAAGCCUUUCUAGGCACUGCAUCUAAGUAUAUCACUAAGGCCAGUGAAUGCCUUGCCAAAAAUUAA